Molecule: messenger RNA, 1056 nt
Organism: Colletotrichum tamarilloi
Lineage: Eukaryota; Fungi; Ascomycota; Sordariomycetes; Glomerellales; Glomerellaceae
Exons: 2
Coding region: 1-1056 (351 amino acids)
Molecular function (GO): hydrolase activity
Source: RefSeq, a predicted model, not a curated record
AUGAGCGCUGUCACCAAGUUUGGGUUCGAGUUCCAGACUGCCACUAUCAAUGGCGUCGAGUACAACUACAUCCACGCCGAGCCUGCGGGCAAGGUGGUAGGGACAAUCUUCCUCAUCCACGGGUGGCCCGAUAUGUCCCUGGGAUGGCGCAACCAGAUUCCUUACCUCCUGUCCAAGGGCCUCCGGGUCAUUGCUCCUGACAUGAUGGGUUACGGAGGCACUGAUGCUCCCGCCGACGUCAACUACUACACAUUCAAGCGCGCCUCAGAUGACAUUGCUGCUCUCGCCAGCCACCUCGGCCUCUCGCGCAUCAUCCUGGGCGGCCACGACUGGGGCGGAGCGGUCGUCUACCGCGCAGCCCUCUGGCACCCGGAGCUGAUCUCGGCCUUCUUCGUCAUCAGCACCCCCUUUGCGCCGCCCCGUCUGGCCUACGUCGACCAGGCCACCGCGCUACCCACGCUGCACUACCAGCUGCAGUUCCGCACCGACGCCGUCCAGGACUACAUUGGCCUCGGCGACGUCCAAAACGCCACCCGCGUCCGCCAGAUCCUCAACACAAUCUACGGCGUCAAGCUGCCCAGCGGUGCAUCAGCCUUCAACUCCAGCGGCGCCGGGUUCGACUUUGACCUUCUCGACGGCGUAACGACGGACACGCCGCUGUUGAGCGAGGAGGAGCUCGACUACUACGUGGAGAACUACGCCGGUAGUGAUCCCUUUAACAGGACGCUCAACUGGUACCGUACCGGCGAGCUCAACUGGCAGGACGAGCUUGCGCUCAUCCCUAGCAACGCUACGGCGUACACGGCCAAGUACUCGCAACCUGCGCUGUACAUCGGCGGUUCGCUCGACUCGGCGCUGCCUCCCAUCUUGUCGACCGGUAUGGAGACGUACUUCGACAGCUUGUCAAGAGGCGAGGUGAAUGGUACGCAUUGGGUCAUGUGGGAGAAGCCCGAGGAUGUGAACGGUUAUGUUGGCAACUGGCUGAGCAGCUCAGUAUUGGGCAACCUGAGUCUCGGUGUCAAUGUCACGGCUGGAAGCGCUCUGGCUUUGCUGUGA